Molecule: messenger RNA, 1637 nt
Organism: Dioscorea cayenensis subsp. rotundata (Guinea yam)
Lineage: Eukaryota; Viridiplantae; Streptophyta; Magnoliopsida; Dioscoreales; Dioscoreaceae
Product: DNA-dependent metalloprotease dvc-1-like
Exons: 7
Coding region: 106-1353 (415 amino acids)
Biological process (GO): DNA damage response
Cellular component (GO): nucleus
Molecular function (GO): single-stranded DNA binding; metalloendopeptidase activity; polyubiquitin modification-dependent protein binding
Source: RefSeq, a predicted model, not a curated record
CUUAAAAGCAGUUCUUUGGUCUGCUUUCCAAGUGACGCCCUCUUUCUCUUUCGUACUCUUCUGCUUCUUCUUCUCAACCCUGUGAAUCGAAAGGGACGAGGGUCCAUGGCGGCCAUGGACGUGGAUGAGGUCGAUGUGCUUGAUCCUCAUGCGGACAUCUACGCUCUAUUCUGCUAUUAUGAUUCUCUCUACUUCGAUGAAUCGCUUGGCGCUUGCUCUGUCUCCUGGAGCUCUUCACGCAUGACCAGAUGUGCAGGUGUUUGUCGCUAUCUGCCAGGGGGAGGGUGUGAAAUACAUCUUUCUGAGCCCUUGUUGAAAUUCCGCUCAACUGCUGAUGUAAAAAAUACAUUAUUGCAUGAGAUGAUACAUGCCUUUCUGUGGAUCAAACAUAAUAACAAGGAUCAUAGCAGUCAACAUGGACCGGGUUUCCAGGCUUUGAUGAAUAAAAUUAACUCAAGCUCAUUGAUAGAUCAUCAGAAACCAGCUUGUGGCUACAAUAUCACCAUCUACCAUCAAUUUCACAAUGAAGUUGACAGCUACAGACUUCAUCAUUGGAUUUGUGAAGGUUGUGGGGAUUUGAUCAAGAGGGCAAUCAACAGAGAACCAUCAGCAGGUGAUUGCAUGGAGCGCUUCCGUGAAAAUGGAUCGUGCGGAAAUACUUCAUGUCAUUGGCAUAACCACAAAAUGGUAUGUUCGGGUAGCUACAAGAAAAUAGCAGAACCACCUGGAUACAAGGGAAAGAGAAAGAGAGCAAAAGAACAAGAGCUGCCAGAUAAUAAGCUUAGUGGGCGUGGAGGCAUUAUUAACAAGCUGACCCAGAAAUCACAGAGUAAAGCAGAAAGUAAAGCUCAGUGUAGUCUUGACAACAUGAAAUCACUGACCAGUUUCUUUCCAUCGGCAAGCAAUCGUCACACUGGCACUUCUUUACCUGAGGACUCGAAACUUGAGGCGCUGAAAGCUGUUGAGCCUAAGAUGCAGACUCUUGCACUAGUUUCCCAGUUUCCUAAACGCCCAAGGACUGCACACUCCCAGAAAAGCAAAUAUGUGUGCAAUAAGAGGAGAAAAGUCGAUAAAGAAAAGGAUAGAUGCAUUGUGUUCAGCAAGUGGUUGGGCUGGUUUGCAGACGAAGAAACUGAUGAAGAAGUAGAGCCUUUGAUAAACAAGAGAACAGAAAGAAGGAAAAAGCUAAAGCUGCUGGAGAAUCAGAAAGGAAGACAUGUGGAAUCUCAGGCUUCAGAUGCAACUCAAACUGCAAAUUCGAGUACAAGUAUUUUCCACGGGAAUGAAGGGGAAUUGAUGGGGAAUUAUUUAUUAUAUCACCAAAAUGAAAAUGGAGGACCUGUUGGAUGUUAGAACCUGAGUAGUCUGGAAUGAAUUAGCUGCCGGUUUAGCAAGUAAACUUGAGACAUCCAAUGAAGGUGGUUUUUUUUUGCUGUUGGCUUAAAAAUCAUGGCUGCUUUAUGGUUUUCAUUUGCUAAUCUGAGUUUAUGUAACAUUUUGAGUGUUGUGCAUAUGUUUGAUGGUUAUAGUGGUGAUUGUAGUGGGAGGAAAGCAAUGUAAUUAGUAGUGGAUCCAUGUUUAUCAAUGUUAACCAGUCUAAGAAGAUCAGUGUCUAGAGGAUCCCCUUUUGUUUUUGA